GCAGAACCCAGUCCUUUUCGCUGCAAUGUAAUUAGAUUUACAAAGGGUUUCUUAUCUCUUUCAUCCAUUUAAAUUCUCCUGCUUCGUAAUCCUGAAUGGUCUCAAACAUUCAUAGUGCCAAAUAAAGCUCUUAUAUUUUGGAGAUCAAAGCAUGGAUUUCAGAAAACUGGUGUUGCUCAUGCUCUGUCACUGAAAUUCAUCUUGGAUUGCCAGUGCCAAUUCAGAGAGCAGUAUUACUGUAGUAGUUACCUGUUAAAAUUAUUUGAGAUGCUUAAUGCCAAUGCAAUGCAGCAGCCAAAAGAAUCAGUUGCAGUGACAAGUUUAUUCAGCCCUCGUGAUGGAACCUGGCAGUCGAAGGACUCUUGUAUUACUGUCAGCUUAUCCAUGAUUGGUUUGCGACUUCGAACAACUGCAAAACCCUUCCUUUUCAGUGGCACUUUUUGACAUCAAAAACCUUGUUUCAAACAGUAAGUAUCAUAAUCCUUUUCUCCUUCCACUUUCCUCUGCAUUCAACUAUUUAUUAGCCAAACUGGUAUGAGAUUGAGGUAAUGAGUUGUGUCCAGAAGCUCUUUUGAAACGAUGAAGGUAAGUUUAAUAUGCAUCUGAUUUUGUAGACAGCGAGACAAUAGUGAAGAUGUUAACCAUUGUUUCUAUUUGAACUUCCUCUGAGGCUCCUUUCAGCCUCGUAUUGUUUAGAUCACGCAGUUGUGGUAGGAUUGAACAAGUGAUGACAUCCACCAGUUUAUCGAGCGAAGUAUCAAUCUUUAGCGGAUAAACUUCCUCUGAGAUAGAGAGGGCGACGAUUAUUAUAUUUUUGGAAAAACUUUAAAUUGGUCCCUCUACGACAAAUAUGGUUUCAAUUGGAUAGUUAAAGUAUAAAAUCAGGCAAGAUUUAGCCUAAAAUAGUCAAAUGUCUACUAGUGUUAUUUCUUCACAUGAUUCUGUCACAUCCUUCAUGCACGUCUCUUUUUUUGCGCCAAAAUUAGUGCCGUUUACUUAGAAAUUCAAUUAUAAUCACAGAAUUUCUAAGUGCUGUUAAAUUAAAUCAUGCAAUGUUGUGCAGAAUUAUUUCCUAGCAAAAUACAAGAAAUCAAGAAAACCAUUGAAAUUAUGAAUUUAUUUGUUCAAACUUGCAUUUAAAUUUUGAUUUUGGCACUAAAAAGUAGUUCAAUUAAAAAAUUAAGCAAUGCAUUGUUUUAGAUUUUUCUUAAAAAAAUGAAUUAAUAUUAUCUUUUUAAAAAUACAUUUUUACCCUUAUAGUUUCCAAUAUUCUACUUUACAACUAUAAGUUUUAAUUUGUACCUCUGAUAAUAAAUAACUAACAAAAAAUAACCUUUUUAGUUUUUAAAAUUUAUUUUAUUUUUCUUACUUCUCUCCCACUUUCUCCCUCUAAAAUAUGUUAUAUAUCUCACAUGAACAUUUAAAAAAGACCCCAAAAACUAAAUUUAAAUAUAGGGGUAGGAAUGAUAAUUAUUAUGAGCUUAAAUAAAUAAAAGUGACGGGGGGAUGCUUUUUAUAAAAAAAUUAUAUGAUAAUUAUUUUUAUUGUAAUAUUUAUUUAAUUAUUAAGAUUAUACAACGAUUUAUUGAAUUUAAAAAUCCUAAUUCUAGUUGGAUUCUAUUAUUCACGAAGAGUUCUUUUCCUGUAAGGAUUCUAGUGCUAUUAUAAAGGGAUGUCUAGCUUGUUUUUUUUUUUUAUUAGAGAUCAUUAUUCAGAACUUUCCAAGCAAAUUAAGUACUUCUUUCUUCUAUAAACUGCGUCACAAACUACUACCAUGCGUGAAAGUGAUCAUGAGAUCGAUGCCAAAAGCCUGAAGCAGAAGAAGUUACCGAACAACAUGGAUGAGGAAAUAAAUAUGAUAGAAAAUCUGCCAGACGCCAUGCUUCUGCACAUCUUGUCUUUCCUUCCGGCAAAAGAUGCCCUCAAAACUAGCAUAUUAUCUAAGAGAUGGCGACAUCUAUGGAUGUCUGUUUCCAAUCUUUACUUUGAAGAAUGGAGACCUGAUAAAUUUGUGAUGUUCAUGAAUUCUGCAGAAAGGGCGAUGAUGUGUCGUGAUGUUCCAAGAAUUGAGAAAUUCUCUCUCUCAAGUCAUAUGUUAAAUAGUGCAUGUAUUAAUGCACUGAUAAGUAAUGCACUGAGCUUUAAAGUGCAAGACUUUUCACUUCGCCUUGUCUAUGUUGGUGUGCCAAUAUUGUUACCUCAUCACCUUUUCUCUUGUCCAACACUAACUGUUCUGAAUCUAGAAGAAGUUACUCAAUUUCCUUGCACUGCAUGUCUUCCCAAUCUGAAGAAGGUAAGAUUGUCAUGUUGUUUACUUCCGCAUCAGCAGUCACUGUUGCAGUUCUUUUCCGGUUGCCCAAAAUUGCAGAAGCUGAUUCUGAAUCGAUGCUUUUGGAGGGAUGCAAAUCUUGGUUUUAUUUCUACUCCCAUGCCUGAACCGGUGGACAUUACUCAACUUUCUUCUACUACAUGUCUUCCCGAUCUGAAGGAGUUGGAAUUGUCAUUUUGUCUACUUCCAUAUGGGCAGUCAAUGGUGCAGUUCUUUGGUGAUUGCCCAAAAUUACAGAAGCUAACUCUGAAAGAAUGCCAAUGGGGGCUAGCAAAGUGUCUCUACAUUUCUACUCCCAUGCUCGAAUCCUUGGUCAUUUGUGAUGCUACUUCGAGUAGUGGUUGUAAAGUCGUGAUUUCUGGAGCGAAUAUUAAAUCCUUCUCCUACCACGGUGAUCUCACAACUACUUAUUGUUUAUGUUCAUCCUCGAUAGUUGAUGCAUGUAUACAUGUGAGUUCAAAAGGUAUGAUUGAAAGGGAAGGGAGAGAAAAAGAAGUUGCCCAUCGUCUCCAUAAGCUUAUUAUGGAGUGCUGUAAUGUGAAACACUUGGAGCUAUCACCUGAUACUCUUGAGGCUCUUGCUUAUGCAGAAGAACUAGAUCUUCCAGUGUUUCAGAGAUUGACUCGUCUUGAAUUGAAGAGGAAGAGUGUGGAUUUAUCUUGCAGAGCACUGAAUAGAUUGCUACAGAAAUUGCCUCAUCUUGACUGUCUUGAUUUCCGAAUGGGUAUCUUCUUGUCUAAGAAACAUAAAAAUUUCGCAUUGGAUCCAUUGCCUCCUUGUUUCUUGACACAACUCAAGAUCAUCAAGAUCCACACAUUCUCUUUAACUGACGAGGAAUUGCAUGCUGUCGGGAUUUUAUUCAGAGUUUCAACAGUUUUAGAGAAGGUGUAUAUUUCAGGUGGCAGGUUGAACCAGAAUAAGAUAUCCAUGCUCGCUAGAGAAUCAAAAUUUGAAAUCAUUUCCAUGUGAACCAUGCACCUGAUUUGAGUUUUGACAGAAAAUCCCAUGUGUUGAGCCAUUAAAACAACUUGUGCUUUUGCUUUUAUUUUUCUGCAGUAGUACUUUAGGUCAAUGGUAUUUGUAACGGUUCUAGCUGUUCAAUAGGGAUAUUUUGGGUCCGAUUCUGCUACACGUUCUAGUUGUUCUUCAAUUUCCUGCAAAUAUUUUUGGGUCUGAUUCUGCUCCAUGAUUAGAGUAGGUUCUUCGAAAAUUCAUCUGGGAUUUUGUUGUAUCUUAAUGUUUUUAUUUAUUCCAUUGAUGCACAAGCUUUUAUUGCU
Molecule: messenger RNA, 3606 nt
Organism: Populus trichocarpa (black cottonwood)
Lineage: Eukaryota; Viridiplantae; Streptophyta; Magnoliopsida; Malpighiales; Salicaceae
Product: F-box/LRR-repeat protein At3g59210
Exons: 3
Coding region: 1775-3298 (507 amino acids)
Molecular function (GO): protein binding
Source: RefSeq, a predicted model, not a curated record